Nematocida minor is the source of this 438-nucleotide messenger RNA. RefSeq names its product desumoylating isopeptidase 1. Gene Ontology annotation, molecular function: peptidase activity. Lineage: Eukaryota; Fungi; Microsporidia. The transcript has a single exon. The record is from RefSeq and is a predicted model, not a curated record. Gene Ontology annotation, biological process: protein modification by small protein removal. Bases 1 to 438 code for a protein of 145 amino acids.
AUGGCCAAUGUUGAACUGUGGGUGUACAAUCUGGGAAACGAAAGCACUUUGAAGCUCCUCAACGCCAUGCUGGGCAUCGAGCUGGAGGGCAUCUGGCACACGUCUCUUGUGGUCUUCAAUGAAGAGCACUACUUCAUGGGGGGAAUAAGGAAGAGCGCCCCUGGGACCACGCCCUUUGGAAGCCCCGCUAAGAAAAUAGACUUUGGAAGCACAGAGAUUACCAAUGCACAACUGGACGCUUUUCUGUCGGAGAUAGACGAGCUGUACACUGAGAAAACGUACCACAUAAUAAGAAACAACUGCAAUCACUUCAGCAACUCUCUCCUGAAGCACCUGGUGAACAAGGAAAUGCCAGCGUACAUCAUGGAAGUAGCCAAGAUGUUCGAGAACACGCCAUUUGAGUCCAUGCUCACGGGGCUGGCUCCAGGCAUGCCAUAA